Messenger RNA from Miscanthus lutarioriparius, 1770 nucleotides. The record is from the annotation of a GenBank genome assembly. Lineage: Eukaryota; Viridiplantae; Streptophyta; Magnoliopsida; Poales; Poaceae.
AUGCUCGCCUUGCACAGUAGCACAAACCUUGUCCUGUCUGAUGCCAAUGGCCGUGUCCUUUGGAAUUCAAACAACAGCAUUGCCAUCAGUGCUUCACCUGCCACCACCGUCUCUGCAGAAGCCACACUAGAGAACACCGGAAACUUCAUCCUCUUGAGCAACGUUAACCGCACCACACUAUGGCAGAGCUUCGACCAUCCCUCUGAUACUCUUCUGCCUGGGAUGAAACUCAGGAUCAGCCACAAGAUGCAUCCAAUACAACACCUCAUUUCUUGGAAUGGCCUGCAGGACCCAUCCCCUGGGGUCUUCUAUGGUGCAGACCCCAACAGCAUUCAGCAGCAGUUCAUCUGGAAUGGCACAAGACCGCACCGUCGAAGCCCAGUGUGGACUAGCUAUUUCCUUCUUGGGGGCUACAUGGACAACCUUCAUUCUACCAUUUACAUGGCGGUACAUUGUGGCACCGAUGAUGACGUAUACAUGUCCAUCAGCAUGCCGAUUGACAGCUUGUCUUUUCUGAUUAGAAUGGAGAUAAAUUACUCAGGCAAUGUAAAUAUUCUAAGCUGGGACAGUAACAUGUCAGUAUGGACAAGCUUGUACAUACAGCCUGCACAUAAGUGCAAUGAGUAUGAUUACUGUGGUCCUUAUGGUUACUGUGACAACAAUGGAACUGCCCCAACAUGCAAGUGCCUUGAUGGUUUUGAGCCAAAUGAUGAUGAAGGAUGGGUCAGCACAGGGAUGUCGCCAGAAGACGGCACUAAGAUGUGGUGGACAUGGUUUAUUGACCUUGCCACACAUGAAGCUGAAUGCUGGAGCAACUGCUCCUGUGUGGCAUAUGCUCAUGCCAACAUGAGCACCAAAGGCAUCAAUGGUGAUGACACAAGGUGCUUGAUAUGGACUGGGAAGAUGAUUGACAUGGAGAGGUAUAGCCAAGGAGGGGAGACCCUCUAUAUUCGGAUCGACAAAUCAAGCGGUGACAUGACAAAGACCAAAACCCUAGAAAUUGCACUGCCAGCUGUGACAAGUUUCCUUGUAUUCAUAUGCAUAGGGGUUAUUUGUACCUACUGGUUUAGAGACAAACAAGGAAGUACAGACAUCCGGAAUAGACUGAUGCUAGGAGAUAUGAGCACUGCUAAUGAAGUUGCUGGUGAAAGUGUAGAAUUGUCAUUAUAUAGCUUCAGAGAAAUUUCCACUGCAACAAAUAAUUUCGCUGAUUCCACCAUACUUGGACAAGGAGGAUUUGGUACUGUUUACAAGGGAACAUUGGGAGAUAAGGAAAUCGCUGUGAAAAGGCUUUGCAAAGAUUCUGCCCAAGGGGCAGUAGAAUUCAAAAAUGAACUAGCUCUGAUUGCCAGGUUGCAGCACAGAAACUUAGUUAAACUUCUAGAAUAUGCAUUGGAAGGCAUCAUUUCUGUCAAAUCUGAUGUUUAUAGCUUUGGUGCCAUGCUUCUGGAGAUUGUGAGUGGCUCAAAGGCAUGGAGAUUAUGGAAGGAUGGAAACAUGCAGAACUUGGUUGAUCCAUCGAUUGUUGAGAGCUGUUCACUUGGCGAAAGUCUGCGAUGUAUCCACAUCGGACUCCUGUUGGUGCAAGACAACCCAAAUGCUGGUCCACUAAUGCCAUGGGUGGUCUCGAGCCUCGAUAACGAAGGCAUAGAGCUCCCACAGCCUAGGGAGCCUGUAUACUUUGCAAGGAGGCAUUCUGAAACUGGUGGAGCAGGAGCAGGACAAAGCAACAUAAGUGAUAUGAGCCUCGGAACACUGGAGGGGCGCUAG